Molecule: messenger RNA, 558 nt
Organism: Mesorhabditis belari
Lineage: Eukaryota; Metazoa; Nematoda; Chromadorea; Rhabditida; Rhabditidae
Source: the annotation of a GenBank genome assembly
AUGAGAGAUGAAAAGAGGCUGUUGAAAGAGCGAUUUACGACUUAUUUUUGGGGAAAGAUGGUCGAAUUCGGCUCAUUGCUCGAGAUUUCUGCAUGGGAUUUUGUUCUUCUAUCGAUUCUCGCCGUUCUCGUCUAUCGAUGGUGGAAACGUCAAAACACGCCCGAUGUUGAACGACCCGUUGUGCCAAAGAUUCCGCCGACCGAGAUGAUGGAUUUGACAAUAGAAGAAUUAUUGAAAUACAACGGUACCACGGAUCCACACAUAUUCUUUGCGCUCAAUGGAACGAUAUUCGAUGUUACACGAGGAGCAAACUUCUAUGGUCCCGAUGGUCCAUAUGGCGCUCUAGCGGGCCAUGAUGCCACUCGUUCGUUGGCGACAAUGGAUACUAAAGCCGUGAAAACAGAAUGGGACAAUUGUGACGAUUUGACACCAUCGGAACGUGAUAGCGCAAAUGAGUGGGAAGCAAGCUUCAAGUUCAAGUAUCCGACCGUUGGAAAACUCGUCAAAAGCCAAGAGGAAAAGAAAGAUUAUGAAGGGAAAAUAGCCGGCAUCAAUAUG